Trifolium pratense (red clover) is the source of this 1489-nucleotide messenger RNA. RefSeq names its product F-box/kelch-repeat protein At3g23880-like. The coding region runs from base 24 to 1112 and encodes 362 amino acids. The transcript has 2 exons. NCBI's taxonomy places the organism in Eukaryota, Viridiplantae, Streptophyta, Magnoliopsida, Fabales, Fabaceae. The record is from RefSeq and is a predicted model, not a curated record. Gene Ontology annotation, molecular function: protein binding.
AGAAGGAGAAGAAGGAGAAGACAAUGCAAAUGGAGAUAAAUCUGCCUUCUGAAUUGAUCAUUGAAAUCCUUCUGAGGUUGCCUGUGAAGUCUCUUACACGUUUCAAGUCCGUUUGUAAAUCAUGGUUUUCUAUCAUCUCUCAUUCCAAUUUUGCAAAUUCACAUUUUCAAAUUACCGCUUCAACACACAUUCUUACCAUAUCAGCAACUUCACCUGUUAAAUUUCAAUCUAUAGACUUUGAGAUUAACCAUCAUUCUGUUUUGCUGAACCAUAAUUUUUUGCUUCCUCGACCUUAUUCUUAUUUUCAAAUUAAGGGUUCAUGCAGAGGGUUUAUAUGUUUGUACUGUUAUAUAGAUAUUUGGAUAUGGAAUCCAUCUAAUGGAAUUCACAAACAAAUACCUUUGUCUCCUUUUGGUUCUGAAUUACUUGAAUAUCAUUUACGACAUCUAUAUGGUUUUGGUUAUGACCCUUCAAGAGAUGAUUACAUGGUGGUUUUACUGUCUUAUGAUCCAAGAGCUAAUUUUUCGUCACAUUUGGAGUUUUUCUCAUUAAGAGAUAAUAUGUGGAAUGAAAUUGAGGAUGCUCACUUCGCUUAUUUGACCGACUUUGGUAAUCCCAGAGCAGGGUCAUUCUUUAACGGGGCUAUUCAUUGGGUGGCUGAACGUUAUGGUUCAUCGGUGAAUGUUAUUGUUGUCUUUGACUUGAUGGAAAGAAAACUGUUCGAGAUGCCUCUUCCGGAUGGUUUUGACCAUGAUCUUGAAGAUUUUGGUGUGUGGAUAUUUGGAGAAUUUCUCAGUCUAUGGGUUGUGGAUUAUGAUAAUCAUUUAGUUGAAAUAUGGGUGAUGAAAGAAUACAAAUUGCAUUCGUCUUGGACUAAGACUCUUGUAAUUCGUGCUAAACGUGGCAUUCCUUUUUAUCCUUUUUAUAAACCUGUGUGUCGUACAAAAAGUGGUGAUAUUAUUGGAAAAGAUCAUGAUAGAUUGGUGAAGUAUAAUGAUAAAGGACAACGGUUAGAGUAUCUCUACAUAGAUCGGUAUGCAAACGAAUUGGCCAUGUAUACAGAGUCUCUCUUUUCACUUCCCGGUGAACUUGGAGCAAGUUCAAGAAGAUGACACAAACAAGAAGAAUGAGGUAUCCGAGAGAAAUACCGGUUACAUUUCGAUGCUAUUGAAGGCGAAUGAAUGCUGUUCAUCAUAAAUGAUGAACUUGUGCAGCUUGGCAUCUACUCACUCCUGUGCUAAAAGAAUUUGAAAACAAGAUUGCCAGAGUUGUAUCCUUAUGGUAGCAGAGGACAGGUUGUAGCACACUACCUUGCUGCAAGGCACAAUGUAAGACGAAGAGAUCUUAGUAGUGAAUAGCGAUGACUGAUAAUGCAGAGCCCUCUUAUGAUUAUAUAAUUUAUAAGCACAUACAUUAUAAAUUUCUUUUAGUAUUAUAGGAUAUAAUUGCGCUUUUCUCACUACUGGUUCAAAGAACAUUUUAUCUAAAA